Molecule: messenger RNA, 6172 nt
Organism: Salvelinus sp. IW2-2015
Lineage: Eukaryota; Metazoa; Chordata; Actinopteri; Salmoniformes; Salmonidae
Source: RefSeq, a predicted model, not a curated record
CCAGAUCCCUCAUGGGUUCCCCACCAUAGACAUGGGUCCCCAGCUGAAGGUGGUGGAGAAGACCAGGACAGCCACCAUGCUGUGUGCUGCCAGUGGCAACCCUGACCCAGAGAUCUCCUGGUUCAAAGACUUCCUCCCUGUAGAUAUCAACAGCAGCAACGGGCGAAUCAAACAGCUCCGCUCAGGAGCUCUCCAGAUAGAGAACAGUGAAGAGUCCGACCAGGGCAAGUACGAGUGUGUGGCGGUCAACAGCGCCGGGACCCGCUACUCGGCUCCGGCUAAUCUCUACGUGAGAGUGCGCCGUGUGCCACCCCGGUUCUCCAUCCCGCCCACCAACCAUGAGGUGAUGCCGGGUGGCAGCGUGAACCUGACGUGCGUGGCAGUGGGAGCGCCCAUGCCCUACGUCAAGUGGAUGAUGGGAGUAGAAGAGCUGACCAAGGAGGAAGAGAUGCCCAUUGGGAGGAACGUGUUGGAGGUCACCAACAUCCUCCAGUCUGCCAACUACAGCUGUGUGGCGAUAUCGUCACUCGGCAUGAUCGAGACCACCGCGCAGAUCACUGUCAAAGCCUUGCCCAAGCACCCCACCUCCCUGAUCGUGACAGAGACCACAGCCACCAGCGUCACCCUGACCUGGGACUCUGGGAACCCUGAGCCCGUGUCCUACUACGUCAUCCAGUACCGGGCCAAGGUCUCUGACAACAGCUUCCAGGAGGUGGACGGAGUAGCCACCACGCGCUACAGCAUUGGUGGCCUCAGCCCCUACUCCGAGUACGAGUUCCGCGUCAUGGCGGUGAACAACAUCGGGCGUGGCCCUCCCAGCAGCCUCGUGGACACCAGGACCAGUGAGCAGGCUCCAUCCUCUCCACCGCUGGCUGUACAGGCUCGCAUGCUCAGCGCCUCCACAAUGCUGGUCCAAUGGGAGCCGCCUGAGGAGCCUAAUGGACAGAUCAGAGGGUACCGGGUGUACUACAGCUCAGACCUCAGAGCCCCACUGAGUGGCUGGCAGAAACACAACACUGACGACAGCAGACUGACCACCAUCUCCGGGCUGACCACUGAUAUCACCUACAGCCUCAGGGUGCUGGGGUUCACCUCUGUAGGGGACGGACCUCCGUCUGAUGUACUGCAGGUCAAGACCCAGCAGGGCGUACCAGCCCAGCCAUCUAGUUUCAACGCCGAGGCAGAGUUGGACACCCGCAUCAUGCUGUCGUGGCUGUGGCCUGUCCAGGACCAGAUCACCAAGUAUGAACUGAUGUAUUGGGAGGCUAACUCUGGCAACAAGCUUCAUGUGACCUUCCCUCCAGCGGGGUCCUAUGCUGUGGAGGGUCUGAAGCCAGACACCCUCUACAUGUUCUCCCUGGCUGCUCGCUCUGAAUUGGGCCUGGGAGUCUACACCCAACCCAUCGAGGCCAGGACUGCCCAGUCCAUGCCUGGAGCUCCUCCCAGGAAGGUGGAGGCGGAUGUCCUGAACUCCACAGCUCUGAGGGUGACGUGGAAGCCCCCCCUCCAGGUGAAGCAGCAUGGUCAGAUCAGAGGGUACCAGGUGGUCUACUCGCGACUGGAGAACGGAGAGCCACGAGGCCAGCCCAACAUCAUGGAUGUCUCCCUACCUGAGGCACAGUGGAACGUUGAGGAUACCAUGGACUAUGAGGCUGUUAUAACAGGCCUGCUCCCUGAGACCACCUACUCUGUCACCGUGGCAGCCUACACCACCAAGGGGGACGGGGCACGCAGUAAGGCCAAGGUGGUCACCACCACUGGAGCAGAGUUCACCAAAAACUUUGGUGUGAAAGCUGUGAUGAAGACCUCUGUCCUGCUGACUUGGGAAGUGCCAGAAACCUACAAGUCUCAAGUGCCUUUCAAGAUCCUGUAUAACCAGCAGAGUGUGGAGGUGCAGGGAACUGAGAGGAAGCUGAUCACGAGGCUGCAGCCAGACACAGACUACAAGCUUGUGUGUUGAUGUCUAGAGGGAACGGCUGGGGGUCUACAGCAGCAGGUCUCCAUCAGGACCGCCCCCGACCUGCUCAAGACCAACACCCAUCCAACCACACCACCCAGAGGAGGCGGGGCAAGCUCACCUCACCAUGCCUGUCUCUCCCUCUUCAGAUGGUACUACAUAGUGGUGGUUCCUGUCACACCAGCCACACUACGCAGGUGGGAGAACCCUGAAGAUAUGGACCUGGAUGAGCUCCUGGAGGCUAGUUCUGACCAGAGCCUGAGAAGGAGGAGACAGACCCAAGAGUUCCUCAGACCCUACAUCGCGGCCAAGAUGGACACUCUGCCAGACACCUUCACUCUAGGAGACGAGAAGAAGUACAACGGCUUCUACAACAAGCCUCUACCGGGACAGCAGCAGUACCUCUGUUUCGUCCUGGCUGCCCUCAAAGACCACGAGUCUCAGAAGACGUUUGCGGCCAGCCCAUACUCAGACCCCAUCACGGUGAAGCUCCACAGCGGUAUGUCUCUCCAUGCUGAGGACCCAGAGAUGCUGUGGGUCAUGGGCCCUGUCCUGGCUGUUGUACUCAUCAUCAUCAUCGUCAUCGCCAUCCUGCUCUUCAAGAGCAAAAAAGAAAGGAAACGAGCAUCUCCCUCUGCCAAGGAUGAACACUCUGCUGGGGUGAAGGACUCUCUGCUGGCCCACUCCUCUGAUCCUGUGGAGAUGAGACGACUCAACUAUCAGACCACAGGUUCCAGUGACCCCAGUUGCCCGAACACUCCAAGGAUGAGGGAGCACCCUCUCAUCUCCACCACUGAUCUUGCUAACCACAUCGAGCGACUCAAGGCCAACGACGGACUCCGCUUCUCACAGGAGUAUGAGUCUGUAGACCCAGGCCAGCAGUUCACAUGGGAACACUCUAACCUGGAGGUGAACAAGCCAAAGAACCGAUAUGCAAACGUCAUCGCCUACGACCACUCCAGGGUCAUCCUCACCUCUGUCGACGGAGUGCCAGGUAGUGACUACAUCAACGCUAACUACAUAGACAGCUACAGGAAGCAGAACGCCUGCAUCGCUACACAGGGCCCGCUUCCUGAAACCCUGAGUGACUUCUGGAGGAUGGUGUGGGAGCAGAGGACCAACACUAUCGUCAUGAUGACCAGACUGGAGGAGAAGUCACGGGUGAAGUGUGACCAGUACUGGCCCAGUAGGGGUACAGAGACCUAUGGGAUGAUCCAGGUGACCAUGUUGGACACUGUGGAGCUGGCUACCUACAGCGUACGCACCUUCGCCCUCUAUAAGAAUGGCUCCAGUGAGAAGAGAGAGGUUCGUCAGUUCCAGUUCAUGGCCUGGCCGGACCAUGGAGUGCCUGAGUACCCCACCCCCACCCUGGCAUUCCUCCGCAGGGUCAAGGCCUGCAACCCCACAGAUGCAGGACCCAUGGUGGUCCACUGCAGUGCUGGUGUAGGUCGGACCGGUUGCUUCAUCGUGAUUGAGGCCAUGCUGGAGCGUAUGAAGCAUGAGAAGUCAGUGGAUAUCUACGGUCAUGUGACGUGUAUGAGAGCUCAGCGGAACUACAUGGUGCAGACGGAGGACCAGUACGUCUUUAUCCACGAGGCCCUGCUAGAGGCUGCCACCUGCGGUAACACAGAGGUCCCUGCACGCAACCUGUACGCGCACAUCCAGAAACUCACCCAGGUCACGCCCGGAGACACGGUCACUGCCAUGGAGCUAGAGUUUAAGAAACUGGCCAACUCCAAAGCACAUACCUCAAGAUUCAUCAGUGCCAACCUGCCCUGUAACAAGUUCAAGAACCGGCUGGUGAACAUCAUGCCUUUUGAGUCCACUCGCGUGAGUCUGCAGCCUAUCAGAGGAGUGGAGGGCUCCGACUACAUCAAUGCCAGCUUCAUCGACGGAUACAGGCAACAGAAGGCCUACAUAGCCACCCAGGGCCCGCUAGCAGAGACCACAGAGGACUUCUGGAGGAUGCUGUGGGAACACAACUCUACCAUCGUCGUCAUGCUCACCAAACUCAGAGAGAUGGGACGGGAAAAGUGCCAUCAGUACUGGCCUGCUGAACGCUCUGCUAGGUACCAGUACUUUGUAGUGGACCCCAUGGCUGAGUACAACAUGCCCCAGUACAUCCUCCGAGAGUUCAAGGUCACAGACGCCAGGGAUGGCCAGUCUAGGACCAUUCGGCAGUUCCAGUUCACUGAUUGGCCAGAACAAGGGGUGCCAAAAACUGGAGAGGGCUUUAUCGACUUCAUUGGCCAAGUGCAUAAAACCAAGGAACAGUUCGGACAGGAUGGACCCAUCUCUGUGCACUGCAGUGCUGGUGUUGGGCGGACUGGUGUGUUCAUCACCCUGAGUAUCGUGCUGGAGAGGAUGAGGUACGAGGGGGUGGUGGACCUCUUCCAGACUGUCAAGACACUGAGGACCCAGAGACCUGCCAUGGUGCAGACAGAGGACCAGUACCAGUUGUGCUACAGGGCAGCUCUAGAGUACCUUGGAAGCUUUGACCACUAUGCAACAUAAUAACCACUCCCAGAAUGCACUGGGACUCCUGGGGUUCAGGAGCGCCAGCCGUGUGUCCCUUCUGAGCUAUAUCCAUACUGUCCAGAAACUGCCGGAGGGGUGAGGGGAGAGGGGGAGGAAGAGAAGAAAAGGAGUGAGGAGGAGUGGGAGAGAGCACAAGUCUGACUGGAUGACCGUCAAUCAGGUGGAGCAGUACUCCUGGACUGACUGCACAAUAAACCUGCUUUAAAACCCUUCACUACUAAAAAGUAACCUAAAAAGCUUCAGUAUGUUUCAUUCUGAUGUCUCUAUAGCUAAUGCACAUGCCAUGAAAACACUAUUAUUUCCUCCACCUGCUUAUAUGGCAAACUUUAUUUUUCUGCUUUUAUUAUGCAUUAAUAUCAUUACUAUUACCCAUUAUAUAUAUGUUAUUAUUAUUAUUAUUUAGAAUUUGUUUUAUAAUCAUUUAUACACUGGUUAUUGUAUGUCUUAUUGGGUCUUAUUUUAAAUUCAUUAUUUGUAUCUUUUUAUUAUUUUUUACACAAGGGACAUGUAUUUUAAACAUGCUCCGAGUUAUUAUUAAUACUGGAGACGUACGCAUACUCAGAGCUGCUAAUAAUAUUUUAAUUUUUUUACCAUAAUUAUAAUAUUCUAAAGUUCUCUAUUCUCUGGUUGGUCGUAUUCAGUGGGAUAUGGGGGACACAACUUUUAUUAGUAUUUUCACUUCCUGGUAUUUACAAAAACAAUCUCCACAAAAAGAGAUCAAACACAUAUACACCAGAUUUAGUGAACUACUAUAAAAUAAACCCAUCUAUGUUUAUAAAAACUGAAUAGAUUAUUCUUGAUGAUGUUUUAUGAAUAAUCUACCAUGUACAGAUUCUGUUUACUGUGAUUUUCUCAAUGCCUGUCGCUCAAAGAGCUCCGGUCCAAACUCCAGACCCAAUGAAAUAAAGAAAGAAAACUACCGGUACAUGAAAAGGUGUUUGUCCUGUUACAGCACCCUUAGUUGUCCAUGGGACUGAACCAAACCAUCACUCCCAAAGGACACAGAGGAACUGGACCCUAGCUCUGUCUGCUCUGAUCUGACAAGCUAGACCUGGUUUGGAGCAACAGAUAUACAGAACUUCACAUCAGACUAAUGUACAGCGCCCAACAACACCCCUCCUAUGAGAAGUGUUCGAGUGACCAGACAGACAGUUAUCCAUCCCUGUAUUUCUGAUUACCCUGCUGAUUCUGAACUACGAUCUAUGAAUUGGACAUGUCCAUCUGCAUACGACUGACCUAGUUCCCCAUGACUGGCCAUCCCUGUAGAAACCUCACAACAACCCAGAUGAACUUCUCUUCUGACUGUCACUGACUCUACAUCCAUGGUAUAACUGCUGUAAUAUACUGUAUUAUCUCCUCACUGUGCUACAGAAGGACAUUCUCCUGUAACACAAAGAAGCAGCAUCAAUGUACGGUGGAGGAUCUCUACAUUAUAGUCAAGCGUUUCUCUCUUAUGUGAGGCUAUAGGAUUGCAAAGUGAGGUGAAUUUGGAUUGAUUGGGCCCGGAUGGACGGACUGCAAAAACAAGGAUUUAUUUCACUUUGUCUUCAAAUAGUGCCGUAGGGGUUCAGUCUGUUGUAUACACAAUCUGUUUUCUAUUUGUUAAUAAAAAGGAGAGGGAAAAAAUGUUGCAAAAACCUUGAUGUUAAUAAAGUUGAAUAAUUGUUUUUUUUUUAU